GUGGCUCGCCGCGCCCCUUUCCUUCUCAGUUGCCCCCAGCCAUUGCCGGGGCGGCUUCCUGCUUGCUCGCCUCCCCUCCUUCCGUUGCUGGCUUUGCAGAGCCUUCCUGAGGGCGCAGUUUUCGAGGCAGCGGUGGCGGCAACAGCAUUCUUUUUCCUCUUCCCCUCACACACACACACACAGACCCUUCCCUCCACAACUCGCUUCGGUCGCCAUGAAUCCCAGCUGCGCCCGCUGCGGCAAGAUCGUCUACCCAACCGAGAAGGUGAACUGCCUCGACAAGUACUGGCAUAAAGCAUGUUUCCAUUGCGAAGUCUGCAAGAUGACCCUCAACAUGAAAAACUACAAGGGCUAUGAGAAGAAGCCAUACUGCAAUGCACAUUAUCCAAAGCAGUCCUUCACCAUGGUGGCAGACACUCCAGAGAACCUGCGCCUUAAGCAGCAGAGUGAACUUCAGAGUCAAGUCCGCUAUAAGGAGGAAUUUGAAAAGAAUAAAGGGAAGGGAUUCAGUGUGGUGGCUGACACACCUGAAUUGCAGCGAAUCAAGAAAACUCAAGAUCAAAUCAGCAAUAUAAAGUACCAUGAAGAAUUUGAGAAGAGUAAGAUGGGUGCUCCUGGAGGGGAGGGAGGUGAGCUGGAGCGCCGUAAUUCCCAAGAAGGUGCCAAUUACAGGAGACCAGUUGAGCAACCACCACCAUCACAUCAGCAACCUCAUCAUGCCCAGCCAAGUAACCCUGUUUACCAUCAGCAGCCAUCACAACAACCAGCCUCUCAGUCCUACGGCUAUAAGGAACCAGCAGCACCCGUCUCAAUACAGCGUAGUGCCCCAACUGGAGGAGGGAAACGGUUCCGUGCAGUCUACGAUUACAGUGCAGCCGAUGAAGAUGAGGUCUCCUUCCAGGAUGGUGACACCAUCAUCAAUGUGCAGCAAAUUGACGAUGGCUGGAUGUAUGGCACUGUUGAGCGGACCGGUGACACAGGCAUGCUUCCAGCUAACUAUGUGGAGGCCAUGUGAGCUCUGUUGCAGUGCCACCCUGAAAGCCAGCAGGGGAAGGGCUCUUGUGUGCUUCUUGUUCCAUUAUCACUUCUCUGCUGUCUCUUGUUACUCAUCAGUUAUUAUGUUCUGAAUCUUUGACAUGGUCAUCUUUUUUCUACCAACUUAGCCUUGUUUUGGAGACAUUUGAACUUGGGAGGGGUAUUAUGUGAGAUUUUUCACAAAUGCUAACUGCCCUUCCAUCCUUUCCCUCAGCCUUCAUGGAACAUAGCACUGUGCCCUUCUCCCUCUCCCUCUCCCUCUCCCUGGAGCUGUGUUUUUUGGAAUUGAUACUUAAUGAUACAAACCCUACUUCAACUGCUACAUGGACCAAGAAGUAGUGUAGGAAGGCCCAGAAGCAAGAGCUGUUGGUUUGGGUGGAGGGGAAGGAGAGGAAUGUCAUGCUUUCAGUAACUUGGGGAAAAUCUGAACAUUUUUAUUGAAAAAAUUUACCAGGAUCUCUGCAACAUUGACUCUUGCUCAUUCUAUCAAAUUUUCCUUUCCAUGAAGUUUAAAUAAUCCAUUUGAAAGAAAUCAAAGUAUUAUUUAAAAGCAGGAGAGCCUUUUGUGGAAUCAAAGGAGUGAGCAUAUGUGUAGUCUAUACAAGGGAUAUGGAAGCCACAGCAGUUUCUGGCAUAAAGGUACUAUACAGAUGGAGUAGUUUAGCAGGAUUGAUUAUAAUGCUAGCAUUGCCUCUUAGAUGCCAUGGCUCAGUCAGAGUGGAUUUCUACUUUGGUCUGAUAAGGGGCAUGAUUAGGCAAUAAUCAGAAGAAUGCUCAUCAAGAGUUUGCCCCUAAAACAUUUAACCUUCACAGCUCAAUUUUGAUGCUACCUUAUUUUGAGAGCAGAUGAGGGACAGCAUAUUCCAAAUGCUUCUGUCCAUUCUUGCUGCCUUCCCCUUAUCCCAAAAGUAGUCUCAGAGUUACCUUUUUUUUUUUUAGACUUCCCUAGGUAAAGCCUGCAUAUGGCCCCUUUUAAAGCCUGAGUAUCAGUUUUCUCCUCCUCUUUUCCAGACUCCUAAAUCCUGUUGGUAUUUAAUGUGUGGAAAUAGGCAGAUUUCUCAAGUUUCUCUGUAUCAGCCCUAGCAAGAAGAAUCACACUUUCUAUGGAGUUGCUAUCUUUGGGAAUACAUUCUUGUUUUCCGUAAGUUUCUAUUAAAAGUAGAUUGUUGGAGGUUUUUUUUACCUGAAUUCAAAUCUCCGUCAGCCAAUAGGCAGAUGAGGCAACAGCUUCCCCUUUCCUUUGUGUGCCAUUUGAGCCAAGCAAUGUUUACAGUCUUUCCUCUUUUCCACCGCUUCUCCCGGCUGAACCUGGCACUUGGGUGAAGUCAUCAAGGGAUCAGAGACCUUGCACUAGAGACAUUCCACUUUCUCCUUCUUUGAUGUCAAGCUGACAAUCUCUGUUGCUGGCUUGGGAUAGUAUCGUGGACCAAAAUCAAAUUCCUUACAGAAGUGUGCUGUCAAAAAUAGGGAACUAUUACAAAACUGGAAAUUUAUGGCGCUUGGAUAAUGUGAUGGAACCGCAAAGGUGAGAAGGGUUACUGAAAGUGUGAGAUUCUUACAUCAUUCAUUCACUGAGUAGAAAUUGCUUUCUCUUAUUUUUAAAGAUCUCCCAAGACUCCCCCCUAAAAGGGCAAAUCCUGUUCAGCAAAUGUAAAGCCUGUUCCUCUGUCACAUGGCAAAAAUUAGCCUGAGACAUGGCAUUUGUAACAUAUUUAAAUAUGCUACAAUUAUCUGAAAGUGGAAGUAAUAUGCAGGAAACAUUUGUUUAUCACUUUAUUUGGUAGCAAUCUCUGUUGUAACCAGGAUAAGUGAAACAGUUAUGAAUGGACUUUCAAUUUUGUAUUUUUUAAAGUGUCCUUCAAAGGCACAUUCACUGAAUUCCUUCUGGUUUGUUGUUGUUACCUCUCCACUGUAAAGGAUCAACAUGAUAAAUUCUUACUACUUUCAUAUUUCCUGCCAUUCCAGAGCUGUAUGAAUAUAUCUGCUUGAUCUUUGCUUUUUCCUCUUGCAUAGAGGCCGCAUGUAAAGGGCUGACAUUCUCUCUAUUAUUUCCACUGUUUCUGCAACUUUUUAUUCUUAACUGAAUACUCUUUCUUUGCACUACAAAGCGUAUACAGUUAAAAAUAAAAAGCACCCACUUAAUUUCUUUACAAGGGGUGCAUGCUCUGGUUUCAUUAAGUAAGAAGGAGAACUUUUUACCUCAGUGUGUAGUUCCUCCAAAGUAAAGGGAUGUUACAAUAUAUCAUUCUGGUCUUGCAUCUCUUUAUACUUAGCGUAUGUCUGCUAGUUUGAUUUGAGGUCCUUGCCCCAUCAUAACAUUAGGAAGCUCUUAUACAUUCUUCCAAUCAAUAUAGAAAUAGUGUUUAAAUGACCAAGUUAACCUUUUCAUCAUGUUGUAGAAGCACAAACAUCUUAGAAUCUUGUUUCUUAAAAACCCUAGUCUCUGUUUUUCCCUUAAAUGCUUGCACUAGUGAAAAAGGCGUUGAAGGAAGGCGUGUCUCUGUCUCCUCGUACCAUAGCAAAAUUCCAUGAGCUCUGUUGGAACUGCUAGAAAGGCCAGUGAGAAUGGCGGCAGGCUUUCCUGUAACAAGGCAACUUGUGGAGGGCAGGAGGUGUCUGGGGACCACUCACCCUUGAGGUGAGCUUUCAGAAGGUGCCAACAAGAGUGACUGAUGGGGGUGAGGUCACAUUCUUGGUGCUAAGAUGGAAGCACAAGCUUAGAAGCAGAUGUUUUUCUGACUGAUGAGAAUUAGGCAAAAUCGUGUGGACAAUCCUGGAGAGGAUCUCUUUUUGUGAGGAAGAUACAUAGUAACAUAAUGUGAAUAAAUAUUUUUAGAGGACCAAAUAAAGUUACAAUAAAAUAGCUCAUUUUAAAAAAAAAUCUCCUAGCUUUUUCAUCCUUUCCCUGGAAGAAAUGGUUUGUCAUUGCUUGAUUUAUUUUUUUCUGCCUUCUUUGACUUAUGCACUUUUACCUUUGAUUUUUUCCAAUAUCUGAAAAGCACCUAAAUCUGUAUUUAAAUAAAUAAAAUGGAAAGAAAAAGAAAGAAAACAGCUAAAUUGCAUCUCUGUAGCCAUUUUUAUUCACGUCAUGUCUCUUGUACAUCUUAGAUUUUCAAACUAGAUUUCAGUGUCUAAUAUUAAUGAUUUUAUUGGUUUGAGUAUAUUUGGGGUUUUUCAUUUGUUCUCUUUGUGUAUUUCUUCUUUGUGGGCUUGCACACCCUCUCAAAAUCAUUUGGCCUUUUUCAAUGGCACCAUAGAAUCAAAUGUAGUACCAGUUCUCUUCUGGUUUAUGCCAAUUUGAAAAUAAAAAUAUAAUUUGUA
Candoia aspera is the source of this 4356-nucleotide messenger RNA. It is a transcript of the gene LASP1, whose product is annotated as LIM and SH3 protein 1. Gene Ontology annotation, molecular function: actin filament binding. NCBI's taxonomy places the organism in Eukaryota, Metazoa, Chordata, Lepidosauria, Squamata, Candoiidae. The record is from RefSeq and is a predicted model, not a curated record. The transcript is spliced from 7 exons. The coding region runs from base 215 to 1015 and encodes 266 amino acids. Gene Ontology annotation, cellular component: focal adhesion.